Messenger RNA from Aspergillus nomiae NRRL 13137, 2913 nucleotides. RefSeq lists its product as uncharacterized. The transcript has 3 exons. The record is from RefSeq and is a predicted model, not a curated record. Gene Ontology annotation, molecular function: DNA-binding transcription factor activity; GTP cyclohydrolase II activity. Gene Ontology annotation, biological process: riboflavin biosynthetic process; regulation of DNA-templated transcription. The coding region runs from base 1 to 2913 and encodes 970 amino acids. Lineage: Eukaryota; Fungi; Ascomycota; Eurotiomycetes; Eurotiales; Aspergillaceae.
AUGUCGAACUUACCAUCUCACGCCUCGCCGGCAUUCACGGCGCAGGACUCUUCCUCUCAUCAAGUUAUCGAUGAUAUACCUCUGGACUCUACCUCUGUGGCUACACCAUCAUUGAACAGCAGAAUAGGCGAGCUCCGUGGUGAUGCCUCAAAUCAACCUGACGCCACAGAGCACACCCGAGGCGAUGUCACCCCCGCAGUGCCUGCCUCUCUCCUCUCCCCUUCCUUCACCCCCCCAGCAACACCAGGUGGUACGCUAAACCACGCGCAAUUACUUCAGCAGACUUCACAACCCACGCACACCAAACCCCCUAAGCUCCUCUCCUGCCUUCCAAAUGUCGAAUGUAUUGUUCGCGCACGGAUCCCGACCACCAAUGGGGCCGAGAUGUUCCUUCACCUCUACCACAAUGACUUAGACAACAAAGAGCAUCUAGCAAUUGUGUUCGGAAACAGUAUUCGAUCCCGAAGUCUGGACGCAGUCCGUCCGGGGGAAACAGAAAUGGACCGAAUGAUCCGUGGGGCAUACAUCGGUACCCUCCGUCCCGGCCGAGUUAGCAGUUGGCAUGAUAGUACCGCAAAUACCGAGGGCGCUUCUAGUGGACAAGGGCGGAGUACCCCAAGUCACCCUAGUUCGUCACAGACACCCGAGUUAGCGCAGAGUAACACAAAUCAAGCGCCGCUGGUUAGGAUCCAUUCGGAAUGUUACACCGGCGAAACGGCAUGGUCCGCGCGCUGUGAUUGUGGUGAACAGCUCGACGAGGCGGCUCGAUUGAUGUCUCUCCCGAUGGAAACUUUGAAUGAGGCGGCAUCCCAGCAAGCAUUAUCGGUGCCUUCGAAUGCAUCUGGCGGCGUGAUCAUUUACCUCCGCCAAGAAGGCCGCGGGAUCGGCCUCGGAGAAAAGCUCAAAGCGUAUAAUCUUCAAGACCUUGGAUCGGAUACCGUCGAAGCCAAUCUACUCCUUCGACAUCCUGCAGAUGCCAGAAGCUACGGUCUUGCCACAGCGAUGUUGGCGGAUCUCGGUCUCGGUGUUGAUUCCAACCCACAUGGAAUCCGCCUACUGACAAACAACCCGGACAAGAUCCGGGCGGUUGAGGGACCGAAUCGGGAAGUAGUUGUGAAGGAGCGAGUACCGAUGGUGCCCUUGGCCUGGCGAACCGGCGGGAAGAUGGGAAUUACGAGUUCUGAAGUCGAAGGCUACUUGCGGACAAAGGAGGUCAUGGCCAAUCGCCUGCCUCCUCUGAAUGAUGUGGCCCCUUCCGCGGCCCUCAACUCUACUUCCUCGGGAACCCGUGAGACUCCAGUCGCGACCGACCCCGUCAACUUGGACUCGGAAUAUGUGAAACUGGAAGAUUCACCGACACCAUCCGCAUUGACGUCCGCGGAUGCAGAUGCAGAAACACCGGCGCCAGACACUGGCGGGCCUGCGGGGCGGAAACGCAAGUUGAAUAGUAGUUCCGCACGAGGUGUAGCCAAUCUCACUCCCGAGCAGUUGGCGAAGAAACGAGCCAACGACCGGCAGGCUCAACGGGCAAUUCGUGAGAGGACUAAAGCUCAUAUAGAUUCGCUGGAACACCGCGUCCGCGAGCUCUCUUCCCAGAAGCCAUUUUUGGAUCUCCAGGCGGCGCUGAAGCAGAAUGAAGCCAUUCAAGCCGAGAACCGCGACAUCAAACAGGCAUUGAAGGCGAUCAUGGACGUCAUUCAGCCUCUAGUCGGGAAGCACGAAGCGUCUAGUGCUAAGCUAAAUAGGCGCUCCCAGAUCCUCCCGCCGCUGCAGCCGCUUCCUCGGGCACGCAUUCGGCCCCCCUUUGUCUACAGCACUACCAUUUGCAAAACCAGUUGCUUCGGUGACACCAGGCCCACCAAUGUCGACCAUUCUUACUCCGAAGCUUCCGCGAGAAUCGAAACGCCGUCAUCCACACACUCGGCGCCUUUGUUAGGCACCAUCCGGCGCGAAAGCGCCACAAAUGGGGCAUCGGCUUCGUUUCGCAUUGCGUUUGACUAUCAGCGGCAUAAUAUGACGCAUGGGUUGGAUUUUGGGAACGAUGAAAGGAUGGCCUUUAACUUUCUACUGGAUGCAUCACAACAAGUUCCGAAAGUGGAGGGCUUCCGUCGCUCGCCGGGAAACUUCCGAGCGGCCCCAAUGAACGCUCCUCCGGCCUACCCAUCGCCGAUCCACGGAUCCAUGGCGGAGCACUCUCUGCCCGCCUACAUGACGCCAAUCCGAAACAUUACACCAACCUGCACGCUGGAUGCCAUCCUGUUGGACUUUCUCCACCAUCGGCAGCGCGAAGCAGCCUCGGGGGUCCCCCAGCAAAAGCUAGUGGGGCCUCCUUAUCCCAGUGUCUCCUCCCUGCUCAACCCAGAAAAAGGCGCUUACUCACACCCGUUGUCGAAGGUGUUCACUGAUAUCCUGCGCACAUUUCCAGAUAUUUCCUCCCUUCCGGAGCAAGUAGCUGUCUUAUAUGUCAUGUUCCUUCUCAUGCGAUGGCAGAUCUACCCAACGGCUGAAAAUUAUGAUCGGCUACCAGAAUGGUCGACUCCGCGCCCAUCGCAACUUUUAACGCCACACCCCGCCUGGAUUGAUUACUUGCCGUGGCCACGGAUGCGCGAUCGCGUCGUGAUGGCACACCAGGACUACCCUUUUGACAAUUGGUUUAUACCAUUUACGCGUACACUGUCAGUCAACUGGCCAUAUGAGGAAACCGAUUGUCUUUUGUCGACGGGAGAUAACGAUGAAUUGAUCAUCAACCCCGUCUUUGAAAGGCAUCUACGCAACCUCAACAAUUGGAGUCUCGGCCCUGCAUUUGCGGAAGCGUAUCCGUCCUUGGCUGACACAGCCAGAAUUAAGAACCAGCCUAACCGUAUCUUCGGUACGGGCCAAUCUUCACCGAGCAGCCACCGUAUAGACAGAUAG